AAAGCGAGGGGAGGUGGAGUGAAGAAGCCAUUGUUGUUUUUAAUUGUUUAACAGCACAGAAGUUGAGCUAGCUGCUAUGGGGGGAUGGGCCAAUGGGCAAACUUUAAGCACCGACUCAUCGCCGCGGGUUAGCCACCCCUCCUGCCGCUUCAAUACCCCUGGUGAGGGGCUCCAUGAGCCCUUCUUGCCACAUGCCGGAACUUUCCAAAAAAUACCGCUUCUUACAAUAAUUAGCGCUUAUAUCGUAAUACAAUUGUCACCGAACGCAAUUAAUUAUCAUUUUAAUGUGAUAAAGUUGCAUCCAGACUAUCCAAUACUCAUUCUGCCCGCUUGCCUCGCCAUGCCGGUCGGACUUCGUCUGUCUGGCCCUCAUUGGCGGUGCGUUGUGUCCCGGGAUGACCUGUUGAUGUCUGCUGAAGAUGAAGCUCCGUAAUCGAUAACGAAAAGGGCGAGUUGUGUUGAUCCACUGGAGCAUUUUAAUCAAUGUUAAGUAACCGUGAGAAAGAACAAUUUAGAGGAGGAGGGGGCAGCGGUGUGUCCCCUAUGAAGCGGCGGUGUCUUUCGGCGCGAUGCGAGGACAAGGAAGAAACCCGGAGAAGAAGCUAGCUGCUUUAUUUAAACAUUAUAUCUGUAUAUGUCCAGUGUUUUUUUUAUUAAAAGGAACAAUAUCGACAUCAAGUAGAUAAUCUUUUUUAUGGUUCUUGGUCGUUUUCGCUGUGUCGUCGCCGCCCCCCUCCGUCUUUCCCUCCCUCCCGCCUGCCCGGCCCGGGCCAGCCGAGGACUCCCAAAUCCUAGCGGGCAUCGCGGCUGGCACACGACGGGGCACCGUGAGCUCUCUCUGACCUCGUCACUGGUGGUUUUCCCCCACCUCCCUCGUCUCCUCCCCGGUCGUCUGUCGGCGAGACACCGGCUGUGCUCGACUUCCAAACCCCGUGGUGCUGGGCACAGCGUUAUGGCUCAGACGCUACAGAUGGCGAUCCCCAACUUUGGCAACAACGUCCUGGAGUGUCUGAACGAGCAGCGUUUGCAGGGCCUCUACUGUGACAUCUCUGUGGUGGUCAAGGGACACGCCUUCAAGGCGCACCGUGCUGUGCUGGCCGCCAGCUCCUCGUACUUCCGGGACCUGUUCAAUGCUGGCGGGAAGAGCUCGGUGGUGGAGCUGCCGCCCGCCGUGCAGCCACAGAGCUUCCAGCAAAUUCUAGCCUUCUGCUACACGGGCCGCCUCAGCAUGAACGUGGGCGACCAGUUCCUGCUCAUGUACACGGCCGGCUUCCUCCAGAUCCAACAGAUCAUGGAGAAGGGCACAGAGUUUUUCCUCAAGGUCUCGUCCCCGAGCUGUGACUCACAGGGUCUCCACACAGAAGAGACAGAGCCUCAGAGUCCGGUCACACCAAUGGUAGGAGGGGCCGGCGGGCCCCCGGCUUCUGGCAGACCCGCCUCUUGUCUGACACCCCUCCCCUUGGUGCACAAGGUCAAGACGGAACAGACGGCCGCUACACCUCAGCCUCAACAGACGGAGGGAUUCCCCUACUCCGUGGUCUGCAUCCCGGUGGCCAAGCGACUGUGGGAGGGGGGCAACCGCGACGGUGGAGGCGGCUCUGGAGCGGGAGGCGGCCAAAGGAAGGCUCCUCGCUACUCUUCCUCGUCAUCCUCUUCAUCGUUCUCCUCCAGCACCGCUACCCAGGAGUCGUCUGGGCAGGGUGCUCUGGCCUCCAAUGCACCCCUAUUGCCUGGUGGGGGCGGAGUCAGCAGUAACCCCAACAGCAGCAAUAACGGCAGCGCCGCCGCCGCCGCCACUACCACAAACAACAACAACAAUCAAAAUGGUGGCACCCCUGAAGGGACGAGUCCGGGCACGUUCAGCCUGUAUACGAGCGACUCGCCCAUCAGUUACCACGACGACGAGGAAGAAGACGAGAUGGCCGAUGAGAGCGCAGAGGAACAGUACAGACAAAUCUGCAACAUAUACACCAUGUACAGCAUGCUCAACGCCAACACUGCAGCGACCGGGGAAAAGGUGGAGGCUCUCCCAGACGCUGCCCCGGACUCGGGUGGUGGCCGGGGUGGCAGAGGUGGACGAGCCAGACAGGAGCUGGCAUCGCUGCCGUCAGAGCUCAUCAGCCAGAUUGGCAACCGCUGCCACCCGAAGCUCUACGAGGAGGGCGACCCCGCCGAGAAGCUGGAGCUGGUGAGCGGCACCUCGGUGUACAUCUCGCGUGCCCAGCUCAUGAACUGCCACGUCAGCGCCGGCACCCGCCACAAAGUCCUGCUCAGGCGACUGCUCGCCGCCUUCUUUGACAGGAGCACUCUGGCUAACAGUUGUGGUACCGGCAUCCGCUCAUCAACCAAUGACCCGAGCCGCAAGCCGCUGGACAACAGAGUGCUGCACGCCGUUAAAUUCUACUGUCAGAACUUCGCGCCGAGCUUUAGGGAGAGCGAGAUGAACGCCAUUGCCGCCGACAUGUGCACCAACGCUCGCCGUGUGGUCCGAAAGAGCUGGAUCCCCAAACUCAAACUCCUGAUGGCCGACAGCGACGCCUACUCCACGUUUCUUGCCGACAGCGUAAAGAUGGAGGCCGACGGGCUGGGCGGAGAGCAAGGCUUUGAUGCUGCUUCCUUGGAUGCCGUGGCGGCCGCCGGUGCCAACAGUAACGAAGCGGGCGGGGGAGCAGACACCCUCCAGGGGGCGGGAGGAGACGGCAGCACUUUGUUUUGAGUGAGUGAACUGACCAAUAUUUGGACAGAUGGGGGGAGGGAGGGGGGAGGAGCAGCGAUGAGGUUUUUCUGGUGUCGCUGCUUCUGUUGUUUGGGGAUUUUUCUUUCCUUGCUUUCUAUCUUCACCCAGCUUUGAUCUUCGCCGACGUUUACUCGCUUGCCUCGAUGUUGUCCCUCCCAAAGUGUCCGUGACAGGAGGUGGAGCGCCCCCCUCCCGAGUCUUGCGCGCGCCCCCGAGUCUUGCCCCCCACCCCACCCUUCUGCAUGUUGUCAUGGAGGUUCCUCUCCUGCCAAAAUCUGACAUUCCCAGGAGAGGCGUGACCAAGUCACAUGUGCGCUAACACUGUUGUUGUCAUACUGAAUGUACAAGCAGGGGUUGGGGGGAGGGGGCUUCACCUCGUCCCCACCCCUGCUGACGGGUCCAGAAGAACGACGCAAGUUUGUUUACGUUAAACUUUAAAUGUGUGCUGUUCCAACAAUGUUGGUCAAAGACCUGCGCUACUUCCUGUCCGCUGAGAUCUGCUGAUUCCUCAGAGAAAUGUUGAACAAUCCAGAGUCGGGGUUGGGUGGGGUGUGGGGGGGCGGUGGUGGAUUUAUACCCUUUUUAAUGUAAAAAUCCUUCUAACAAGGCGUGAGAAGCCAUGCCAGCAAGUCGAACCUUUUGUUGAUGAGGUUAGGAAUCCCAUUUUAGAUUUCUACAUCAACGUUGCCAUAGAAACCAACUUCUCUAAGACUCACAAAUACAGAGAACCUCAUUGUCACCUCUCCAACAUGUCAGCUUUUGUUCAAGGAGACGUUGGGUUCUGCGUUGACUCGGACUACUUCGAAACCUUAAAACUUUAAAUAUUUGGACGGUAAACGUCAAGCACCUUACCGUGCGGGGUGGCAUCCCGAGUGUUGCUGUCAAGCGUCGGACUGUUUAGCGUCAAUGUCGUCUUUUGGACUUUUGCCGCUAGUUAAACUGUCAAACCCCCCCCCCCCCCCUCAAAGUAAACCUUGAAGGCGCCGUCCAAUCGAGACCAGUGUUUUUUAAAAUGUGUAUAUUCAGGCUAGUGUUAUUUAAAAACAAUAUUUGAGGUACACUGUUUUUUUUUAUAUUUAAAUGUGAUUUAAGAGGCUUUAAGGCAAAGGACCCCCCCC
Doryrhamphus excisus (bluestripe pipefish) is the source of this 3855-nucleotide messenger RNA. RefSeq names its product nucleus accumbens associated 1, BEN and BTB (POZ) domain containing b (gene nacc1b). The record is from RefSeq and is a predicted model, not a curated record. Gene Ontology annotation, biological process: regulation of transcription by RNA polymerase II. NCBI's taxonomy places the organism in Eukaryota, Metazoa, Chordata, Actinopteri, Syngnathiformes, Syngnathidae. Gene Ontology annotation, molecular function: protein binding; RNA polymerase II cis-regulatory region sequence-specific DNA binding; DNA-binding transcription factor activity, RNA polymerase II-specific.